CUCUCUCUCUCUCUCUCUCUACAUUCAUAUUCACUCAAAUCAGUUCAGUAUCAAAUCUUUGAAUGGGACAUAAGAGGAGAAACAAUCAUCGGCGCCCCAAACCGCCAAAGCCACCUAAGAAUGCCUCUGCAGGUGGUAGAGCACCACCGGCUACCAGUUCAACGGAUGAACUCCAUCAAGAACAGAGCAAGACUGAACCAGUGUUCGAUUCAACCGACUCUGAUACAAUCAAGAGAGAAUGCAAUGAGUUAAAAGUUCCCUCAUAUGGUGAAGCCCGGAGGAUCAUGGAAGGGGUAUCUUCGGUUCAAAUGCUUGAAAAUGAUCAGUGGAUUACUAUGGACACCCGCGAACUCAUGAGAAUCAUUGAAAUUCAGUCGAAAUGGCAGUUGGAUAAUCCUGUGGACACCCCUGAUGCUCUUCCAUCAACGUCUCUGCUGUCCUCGAAAGAUCAGAAAUGGCCAUUAUCUGAUGAUUCAACCGAUGAACUCCGUCAAGAACAGAGCAAGACUGAACCACUCGAUUCAACCUAUUCUGAUACAAUCAAGACUGAAUGCGAAGCCAUUAACAAUGCUAUAGAAUGUGGAGACCAUACUGAAGCCCUGAGGAUCGCGAAAGAGGUAUGUCUUCGCCAUGAAUCCUCAGCUUUCGCACACAGUAUUCAAUCUUCUGUAUAUUUCAGUAUUGCAUCAGAAUUUUCGGAAAACAGUCUCGAAAAACAAGAACAGUUAAAGAAUGCAGUUGAGAGGGCUCGGCAAGCAGUCUUGCUAUCACCGUGCUCAAUAGUGUUUGCGUUUCUCUACGCAAGUUUGCUUUAUGAAGCUAAAGCUUAUCAGGAAGUAGUACAAGAGUGCGAGCGAGCAUUAUUGAUUCAUAGUCCAACUGAUCCAAUGAAAGAUACUAUAGGAUACGAGAGUUAUUUUAAGGGCAGCACAACUGAACAGCGAAUUAUAAAAGUAAAGAAAGAGUUGCAGAAUCUUGUAAAGGACUCAAAGGCUGCUCAAGUGGGGAACAAUAAGAAAGUUCCAUUGGUCAAAACUACGCAGCCUAAUAAGAGUCAGCAGGUAACUAAGAUGGCUGAGGAGGAGCGGGGGAAGGAGAUUCAGGAGCAGGUGGAAGAGGAAAGAAUUUUGAAGCAAAAUUCGGAUUCUGUGCUAUCACAAAAAGAUGAAAAGUCGUCUCUGUUGACUAAACUUAAAAAGCUGAGGACGAAUUCCAAAAUGAAGAAUAUUAUGUCCUGGGCAAGCAGGACAGAACAACUUCAAUCAUAUUUUAAAUCAAUGAGUGAUGACAAAAAGCUUGGACUGCUUGAAACACGAAUUUGUGAUCUCAGGGCCCAUUUGAGUUCUUUUAAGGACCGAUUGGCAGAGGAGAUUAUGUCAGAAGCUGUAAGCUUUGCUGAAGACACCAAUAGUUGGAGGUUCUGGGCUUGUUGCUGUUGUGAUGAGAAGUUCGUAGAUUCAGCAUCAUAUUUGAAUCAUAUUAAGCAGAAGCACAUUGGGAACCUCUCACUGGAGUUGCAAUCAGUUGUCCCAGUGGAAGUUGAUGCACGUUGGGUUGAGACGCUAGUAAAUGGCCCGUGGAAGCCUGUGGACACCUCUGCAGCUGUGAGAAUUAUUGAAAGUCAGUCAAAGUGCGGCUUGGAUAAUCUUGUUGACAUGGAUUCUUCAGAGUGUACAGGUGGUAAUAUGGACUGUCCAAGUGAGUGUUCUACUAAACCUGUUACUCUUCCUUCAUGGACUGUGCUGUGCUCCGAUGGUCAGAAAUGGCCAAUAUCCGAUGAUUCUGAGCCGGCAGAGAUCCUUCAAAAAGUCCAUGACAUGUUCCAAUUGCUUUUGAAGCAAAAUUGUGUUGCUGAGAGCCAUAUUAAUGGGUUAAUGCAAUAUGCCAUGAAAGAAAUUCCAAAAAUUGUGCCAGCAUCGCAGCUUCUAAUCCAAAGCCUGUGUCAAUCACCCCUCGGCUUCUGUUUUUUGGGAGUUUCCCAGCUAAAGGAGGUACUUCAUUUCUUGCAGCAGUUUCUAAAUAAUUUGUGUGGUUUAUUUGGUGAUUCUGAGACAAGAAGUUCCACAGAUGAUAAACUUGAUGGCAAUCAAGGUUAUGAAAUCAAUGAGAGAAUUGUUCUUUGUGGUGAUUCAUCCCGUCUUCAUCAAGAUGAGCGUUUACUGAGAGUAGAGCUUAUGCCUUGUGCAUAUGAUUACAGUGUCACUGAUGAUGGUCCUUCAGCAACUUCUGCUGUUGUUCAUCAUGAAGCUGCUGUGCUCCCAGAAAGUGAUUCUUUUUUGUAUUGGUUGUCUACUAGUCUUCUAACUGAAAAAAAGUUAGUAUCAUGGACACAUGCGUGUGACCAUACAAAAGCUCAAGGAACUGAACUUUUUCAGGUACUUAAGAAGGAAUCUCAUCUCUUACAAAAAUUGUGUGAGAAAAAAUGCGAGUAUUCAAGCCGUCAUGAAGCAUUGGAGCACGUGUCUUUGAGUAUCUAUAUUGAAGAAUUUGUGAAGAUACAAGAAGAUCAAAGCUAUGUCCCACAAGGUUAUGGAUCCCUCUUGAGGAAGUGGCAAGAAGAACUUACCGGGAGGAAUGAUGACUCCAUUUCCAGCAGCAGUAAAGUUGAAUUAGAUGUCAUAUCAAAUGUACUUAAAGAAUCUCAAUCUAUCAAUGCCAAUCAGCUUGGACUUGAAGAAACUGAUACAGACUUGACUUGUUUUUUAUGUGAUCUGAAAUGUGGUGAAGACGGCAAAUGCAAAAUGCAGGGUUAUCGGCAUCAAGAAGAAGCUCGCAUAAAAACAGCCACUCAGGAGCAAAUGGAAGGCCUGUCUUCAGAGCUUUGUGAAAUUGAUGCAUGGAUCAUGCAGACCAUUGCUGAUAUGAAGAAGCUGGAAAUUAAACUUGCUCGAGCAUCUGUUCAUGACUAUCGGCUUAUGAUGUUGCCCAUUUUGAAGACAUUCAUGCGGGCACAAUUGGAGUAUCUUGUUGACAAAGAUGCAACCGAGAAAGCAGAGGCUGCAGAAGCAGCACUUUUAGCAGAGCUUGAACUUGAUACUGAGAAGAACAUCAAUAAAGGGGGCAAUCAAACAAAUCAUACACAGGAAAACUCGAAGAAUAGAAAAAAGAAAAAAGAUCACAGAAAACAGGAGGGAAAGGUUAUUGGUGGUAACAAGCAACACGUUCUGCUGGAGAAGGAGGGAGAACAACCUGAUAUUUCUGAAAAAGCCAAUCUAUUAAAACAAUCCGAGGAACUUGGGCAUAAAAGUGAGCUUGAAGUGGAACAGGUAAGAAUGCUUGAAGAUAUUUUAGAGAAUCAAAGACGAUUUGAAAAUGAGGCUAAACAAAAGCAGCUUGCCAAGCAAGAUGAGAAUACAGGUUCACCUAGUGAAAGAGCUCUUGAAGAUGGUUUUUUGCAAUCUGAUCUGAAAGUUGAGAGUUGUUCUGUUCCAAACAAUCCGGUGUUUGUGCACAGUAAUGAUAUCUUGACAACCAUAGGUUCUCCUAGUAAAAGAGCUCUUGAAGAUGGUGUGUUGCAAUCUGAUCUGCGAGGUUCACCUGGUCAAAAAGCUCUUGAAGAUAGUGUUUUGCAAUCUGACCAACAAAUUGAUGUGCAAGACACAGCACAAUCUCAUGAACAAUGCGAAGAGAGAUCAAAGAAAUCACAUGAAGAGCUGGCGGACUUAAAAUUUCAUGGAUAUCAAGCAUGUCGUCGGUUGCUGCUUGUCUUAAAAAAAAGGGAAGAAGUGAACAAAGAGAUCCAAAAUCGAAUGGAUGGGGUCAAAGAGCUGGAGGAGAAGGAAAAACCGAACAAAGAGAUUCAAAAAUUGAUGGAUCAGGGCAUACAACUGAACGAAGAGAUUCAUGAACUGAACAUGGAGAUGUCAUCAAGUUGGAAAAAAAGCCUCAAAAACGCGCAUUUCCUCUAAAGAAGACCUUUUAGGAUAGAAAGGCUUCUCUUGCUCUUAGUUUGCUCACUUGAAUUUUAGAUUAGAUCUCAUUAAAGGCCUGGAUGUUACUUGCAGGUGCAUUGUUGUUGAAAGUCAAAGCUAGUGAUUGGUAGCAUGAACUCCUAAUACUCUUUACCUGCGUAGUUUUGGCGUAUGAGAUAUAACAGGCACCAUUUGUGUAUGUCUCAAUACUUUUUCUUUUAUUUUUUAAUUUUUUUUAUCAAUAUAUAUAUAUCCUGUACGUGCUUUCAAGAUUUUGCUGUCCUGCUUAGGAGCUUCCACAAAUUCAUGGUGAUUGAAGAGAACUCUCUCUAGCGAGAAUCCCAUUUAAUUCCAUUAAAAUACCACUCGUUUCUACCUUUC
Molecule: messenger RNA, 4292 nt
Organism: Cornus florida
Lineage: Eukaryota; Viridiplantae; Streptophyta; Magnoliopsida; Cornales; Cornaceae
Exons: 10
Coding region: 63-3908 (1281 amino acids)
Molecular function (GO): protein binding
Source: RefSeq, a predicted model, not a curated record